Trachymyrmex septentrionalis is the source of this 29110-nucleotide messenger RNA. RefSeq names its product twitchin (gene bent). The transcript has 139 exons. The record is from RefSeq and is a predicted model, not a curated record. Gene Ontology annotation, molecular function: protein binding; ATP binding; protein kinase activity. Gene Ontology annotation, biological process: protein phosphorylation. NCBI's taxonomy places the organism in Eukaryota, Metazoa, Arthropoda, Insecta, Hymenoptera, Formicidae. Bases 689 to 28993 code for a protein of 9434 amino acids.
GAUAGUGGUGGUCGUGAUGGUGGGCGAAACUCCAACCUCGAGCUUCACGAUACCUCGCGCGUUUAGUUGGCGCGCGGCACCCCGAAGAUUGGGACGGCGGAUAGAGACACUCCGUGCAAGUAAAAAGAGAGUAGGAUACGAGAAAGAAGAAGCGAGACAGCGACGAGCGACCACACGACGAGUGACGACGACGACGCAAGACGAAGACGAAGACGAUCGAAUCUGAAAAUAAGAAAAAAAGAGUUCCUCUUAAUUUUCUCCGUUUUGUUCUCGCGCGAGCUUGUAGAAUUUUCGAGCCGAGUCUUCCAAGCCGAGUGUGUGCGUCUCAUUGUCUGCCUCGGGGGGGUUGGAGUGAUCCAGGAAUAAGCGACUGUUCGCCGUCGUCAGGUGUCCGAAGAAACGCUCGGCCAGGUGCUGGGACUCGCACCUUUAGAAGGAAAAGCGCUCAUCCUCUUCUGAAGAGGACACUUCAAUAUUCUCAAAAGUUUGUGGAAAGCGAGUAAAGGUGAACGUCGAGCUCAGAAGAAAUCCGCGACAGAAACAGGUUGGAUGGUGCCGCAGGUCGGCGCCAUUUAAACCGACGAACUGGGCGAAGGAGCUGUUUCCUUCCUUAGAUCGCGGGUGUGAACACGCAAACGAGAUCUUCCAGAUCUCGUUGUAAAGACAGGUGCGAAGGCGUGCCUCCACGAUGGGGGUCGCCGAUGACUUCGCGCCCAGCUUUACGCAAAAGCCGCAACUGCGGCAGGAAGACGACGGCAACCGGCUGAUAUUCGAGUGUCAGCUAGUGAGUUCACCUAAACCCGACAUUUCCUGGUUUCGUGGCGAGACCGAACUCAGCGAAGAUGACAGGACCAACUUCAAGGUGCAAAGUGUCGGGACCAAUAAGUUCCUGGUGGUGCUCGAGCUCGACGACGUCAUCGAGACCGACGCAGGCCUCUACAAGGUCAAGGCAAAGAAUAAGAUGGGCGAGGUCGCUGCCUCUAUCAACCUCAACUUUAGUCCAAUGGAUGAGCCUAGAGAGAAACAAAUUGACGGCAUCGCGCCGACUUUCGCGAAGAAACCCGCGAUUAGACAGGAAGACGACGGUAAACGGCUGUUGUUCGAGUGUCGCAUCACAGCCGAUCCCACACCGAAAAUCACAUGGUUUCAUACCGGGAACAUGGUCAAAGAUUCACCGAGGCACAAGCUGACUGUCGAUAAAGAUGGCCACUCGUACUUCGCUACUCUAGAAAUAAAAAACGUGACCGUCGAGGAUGCUGGCAAAUAUAAGGUCACGGCGAAGAACGAGCUCGGCGAGUCUAACGCUACAAUUUCCCUGAAUUUUGACAGCGACGAGGCACCCGUACCGGAUGACGGUAUUAAACCUACCUUCACCGAACGACCGGUGAUUAGACAAUCCGACGACGGUAACACCAUCACCUUCGAAUGCCGACUUGUCGGUGAUCCGAAACCAAGUGUCAAGUGGUAUCACGGUACCGAGGAAGUGAAAGACGGCGGGCGAUUCACCAUGUCACUGGAACUUGAUCAGAAGCUGUACCAUCUUGCAAGACUGAGGAUCGACAAUGUGGCAAAGGGGGAUGCGGGCGAAUACAGGGCCGUGGCAAAGAAUAAGCACGGCCAGGGGGUAGCGACUAUUAAUUUGAACUUCGAAGGUGGCGACAGGCUCAAAAUACCGGACGGUAAGCCGCCGCGUUUUCCGAAGAAGCCGACGAUCCGUCAGGAGGGCGAUUUACUCAUCAUGGAGUGCAUUCUGGAGGCACAUCCGGUACCGGACAUAACAUGGUACCAAGGUCAGAAAACGAUUACCGACAGUAAUCGCGUGAAGAUGUCACGCAAGGCAACCGGCAAGGACACGUAUCUGCUGACCCUCGAGAUCUCAAAUCCGACCAAGGCUGACGGUGGGAAUUACCGUUGCAACGCCUUUAACAACUUCGGCGAGAGUAACGCCAACAUCUCCCUCAACUUCCAAGAGGAGGGCGCGGGUUGCGCUCCGUCCUUUAUUGAGAAACCUCGCAUUAUCCCGAACGAGACCGGUACGCUGAUUACCAUGAAGUGUAAAUGCAAAGCGAAUCCCAAGCCGGAGGUCACAUGGUUCCGCGGUACCAACGUGGUCAAAGAAUCAUCGAAGAUCUCGAUCAAGUCCAAAACGGUUGAGGAAGACGUAUAUGAACUUAUUAUGGAAAUAAAGGAUCCAUCGGCACCGGACGGUGGCACUUAUAGGUGUCACGUGAAGAACGAAUACGGCGAAAGCAACGCUAAUCUGAAUUUGAAUAUCGAGGCGGAACCGGAACCAGAGGGAGACGGGCCGACGUUUGUAGAGAAGCCGCGGAUACAGUCGCAAAACAAAGGCAAGCUCGUCGUCAUGGAUUGCAAAGUGAAGGCGAAGCCGAAGCCACAGAUCGUAUGGACUCAUGCAGGCAAAGUGGUAAAGGAGUCCUCGAAAAUCUCCAUCAGCAUCGUUUCAGAAAAAGAGGACAUUUAUUAUAUUAAACUAACUCUGAACGAUCCUGGACCGGACGAUUCCGGACUCUACAAGUGCAACAUUAAGAAUGAUCUUGGUGAACUCAAUGCCAAUCUUACGCUAAAUGUUGAAAUUGUACCCGUGAUUAAGGAAAAGCCGAAGGUGAUAAAGAUCGUUAAAAAGAAGACGGUCGUAAUUGAAUGUCAUGUUCUUUCUCAAUUCGCGCCUGAUUGCACGUGGUUCAAGGAAACUCAAGCCGUUAAAGAGGAUAAUAGACACAAGUUGCACAUCGAGCAAGUUAAAGAAGGUGAAUUCGCUAUAAAACUCGAAAUUGAACAAAUGUCGACGACAGAUAAAGGCACGUAUAAAUUAGUGGCACGCAAUGAUAAAGGCGAAGCCACAUCACAAGUAGUGGAAGUGACGGAAAUUCCAGACCAAGGAGAAAAACCCAAAAUUGUUACCGGCCUCAAGUCAAUUACCGUCGAGGAAGGUAAAACGGUCGAGCUCGUCGCAACUCUCGCAACGCAAGAUCGAAAAGUCACUGUCACGUGGUAUAAAAAUUCCACAGUCAUCAAAGCGUCAAAGGACAUUAUGAUUUCCUUUAAUGGCUUGGAUAUGAAAUUGACUAUCACCUCGGCAACGACAGAAUUCUCAGGAACGUAUAAAGUCACCGUGAGCAAUGAAUACGGUCAAGAUGAAUCGUCGGCUCGUCUCGUCGUCAACAAAAUGGAGAUCUUACAGAAGGACGAAGAAAUCGUGAAUAAUGUUGAAGAAAGGAAAUCUAUUAAGAAGAAAGCCGCCGAGAAAAUCGAAGACAAAAAGGAAGAAGAAAAGAAAAAGAUUAUAAAAAAGAAAGAACCCGAAUCCAAAGAGGUAUCUCGAGAAACUACGCCUAAAUCUGAGAAAACGGUGACUCGCAAAGAAUCAAUCAGGGUAAGGGUGGAAGAACUUAAGACAGAGAGUCGUCGUAGUUCGAUCAUCAAGACUGAUGAGAAGAUAAUGGAUGAUGGCACCGCGACACCACGACGUCUUUCUAUACAGAAGACCGAAGAAGAAGUCACAGUAGAAAGCAGACGAUCUUCUAUUAUAGAAAAGAAGAAAACGACUGAAAAGGAUGUAUCCGCAUUCAGGCCAAGAGCCAUUUCGCGAAUGAUUGAAAUUGAGAACACACUCACAGCGAAAAUCAAGCCACACACACAUAAAUUCGACGAAGAGAUUCAGGACGUUUGGUCGUCUAAACCGAUAGAACACGAUAGUAAAUCAAUAAGACAUUAUGAGGAAACUACGAAGUCCAGGGCAACUUCUUUCGUUCAUGAAACUGAUCGUAAACCGAAGGUUGCACCUCAAGCUGCAAUUAAGCCACGCGUCCGCGAUUCGGAUGAUGAACGUGAGGAUGUUUGGAGUAUUCACAAUCCGGGAGAACGUGAUAAUGAAUCUAUACCGUACAGAGAUAUGUCAACAGAUAAAACACACAAACCUCACUUACCCGCAGAUACAACACAUUCACGUCAAAAAUCAGAUGAAGACAAACCAAAAGAUAAAAUAUCACAUGACACCAUCGCAAAUAAGACACAUCCACAAAAAUCGGAUAAAGAGAUUGAGGAUAUUUGGGUGAGUAAAGAAUACGACAUUGACUCUAAAAAAUGUGACAAAGAUAUUCUGAAAGAGAAAAAACCACAUGAUACACUUACGAGUAAAGUACUAUCGCGUAAAUAUGACGAUAAUUCAAAAGAUAAAACGCUUUCUCAUGACACAAUACAUAAAAUACAUCCGAAAAAAUCUGACGAAUCGGAUGAAAUUGAGGAUAUUUGUGCGAGCAAAGAACGCGAUAAUGACUCCCCCAAAAAGCAUGAAAAAGUAGACGAUGUUUCGAAAGAGAAAACACCUUUGCGUGAUAUAUCUAGGAGUAAAACACUUGCCCAUAAAUCUGACGAUGUUUCAAAAGAUAAAACAUUUUCUCAUGACACACCUACUUAUAAAAUACAUUUGCAAGAAAAAAUUGAGGAUACAUUGCCGAAAGAACGCGUUGAUUCAAAGAAAUCUAAAGACAUACCAAAAGUUAAGACACUUUUACGCGAUACACCUACAGCUAAACUACAAUUACAAAAACCUGACGAAGUGUCAGAACAGAGAGAGAAAACACAUGACACAUCUAUUCACAAAAUACGUCCACAUAAAUCUAAUGAAAAAAUUGGGUAUAUUUGGACCAAAUCGAAAAAACAUGAUUCUAAGACAUACGGCAAAGAUUUAUCAAAAUUUAAAGACAAAUCGUCUCGUCGUCAAUCUGACGAAAAAAUCGAGGAUAUUUCAUCCAAACGAAGAGAAAACAAACCACACAAAACAGAUGAGGAUACACCGGAAAUUAAGGCUAAAAGACGCGUAUCAAAACCUGAUGAUCAAACUGAAGGAGAUAAAAUAGUUUUGGACAAAAUAAAAGUACGUGAUAUCAAGUCCAAGCCAAAUGAUGAGGACAAAUUGGUGCCGAAAUCGAAAGGACAUGACGAUAAACGCGUUGUACAUGAUAAGGAUACCGUGUGCUUCACGGACAUAUCUCACAAACUUCCACUAGAUCGAGAUGUCAAAACUUACUACACGCACUAUAAUUAUGACGUAUGGGCAAAUCCGCCAAAAUUCAUCGAGCAUGAACGAAAUUUUAUUACAUCUGAUAAGAAUGUUUUAUUACCUACUGUUAAACCACAAACGCACGAAUCCGACGACGAUAUUGAGGAUAUUUGGGUUUCGAGAAUCGAGGACGACGCGCCUAAAUCAAUCAAAAAAUUGGAGGAUUCGCGAGUUUCCAAAGUUGCGCCGUAUAAAAAUGGAGUUAAAAUAGAGGAACUUACAUUCACACCUGCGCCUAAACUUGCAUCCAAAUCUAAGGACAGCAUAAGCAAACCCAAAGAGUCCAGGGAGGGCGAUAUACCUGAAUACGAAAAAAGCGAGAUUAAACCCAAAGAGAAGACUAAAGAUAUUAACUCUACAUUUGACAAGGAAGAAGUGCCCAAGAAAAAGGUGUCCACUAGACGUAGAUCGUCGAUUAAGUCAACGGAAGGAUCCGAGGACCAAGAACCAGUAUUGAAACCAAAGAAGAAAAAACCUAAAUCCGCGGAUGAAUCUAAGAAAGAGGAACCGACCACAAAACCGAAAACUCCCGGGAAACCUGAAACUCCGAAGGAGGAAGUCAAGCCUAAACCGGGAGAGGCGAAGAUGGAACCAAAAGCCAAACCUAAAGCAGAGGAAGUAAAGAAAGUACACUUUUACAAAUCCAAACCAGACGAAUCAAAGGAGGAAGCGAAAGCUAAACCUAAACUAGAGGAACUAAAGGAAGCGCCAAAGGCGAAGUCUAAAUCGAGCGAAAUAAAGGAGGAACCAAAAGCUAAAAUUAAAGAGGAAGAUGUAAAGGUUGAAGAAAAGCCUAAGGCAAAACCAGGGGAAGUCAAGGAAACACCGAUGGCUAAACUUAAACCAAACGAAUUAAAGAAAGAGGAACCUGCAACAAAACUUACAUCUAAACCAGUAGAACCGAAGAAAGAAGAAGAGAUCACUAAGAAAGGUCUGAAAUCCGUCAAGCAACUCGAGGAGGAGAAGAAAACUCAAGAAAAAGUCGAGCUUAAGAAAACUGAAAAGACGGAAAAGGUCGAUGCGAAGAAGGCAAAGGCAACGAAGGCAGCGAAGGACGCAGGUUACGAGCUCCCGGAAAUUCCGGAUUAUGAAAGGGCUGUUCUGGAGAAACCUCAAGAAUUUGAUUUUGGCGAAUAUGUUCCUCGCGAUAAAACGAAACUCGAAAGACCGGUCACACAGAAACUCGAUUCUAAGCCGAAGUUACCAGAAAUUAAAGCGCCCGAAACACCCAAGAUUGAAGUUAUCAAAGACGUGACACCGGUCGGCAGCAGGAAGGGCUCUUUAGCACCCGGAAGCGGUGCUGGCAGUCGACGUGGUUCGCUCAUACCGCCCGAGGAAUUGGGUCGUAGGCCCAGCUUGAUCAUUAGUGACGAGGAGCAUAGGAAGCUUCGUCCCGGCGAGGUGCUGGACGAGCGCAAGUUGGGAAAGUUACGGCCCGGUGAGGUUUUCGAAACAAAGACUAAGCCCGGCCGACUAGGCGCGCUGCCAGAAAAAGAGCGUCGUCGUCCGAGUACAGCGGACAUCAGAAGACCCAGCGUGGCGGACCUCGAGAAUAGGAUCAAUUUACCUAGUACACCUCUGCGAGAUGUUGGACCAGGUGGACCACCCCAGAUCGUCGAUGUUCAGGAAUCGUACUCCGCCGUCGAAGACUCGACGGCGUAUCUUACCGUCGCGGUGGAAGGCACGCCCGCGCCAACUUUCAAAUUCUACAAGGGUAUUACCGAGAUCAUCGAGGGUGGCCGCUUCAAGUUCCUCACUGACUCGGAGACCAACACGAUCACCCUCUGCAUGAGGAAGACGAAACCCAACGACGAGGGCACUUACAAGAUCGUCGUGAGCAACAUCCAUGGCGAAGAUUCCGCCGAGAUGCAGCUCUAUGUUUCCGACGCCAGUGGCAUGGACUUCCGUGCUAUGUUGAAGAAGAGGAAAUAUCAAAAGUGGGCGCGAGAAGAAGCUGAGCAAGAAAAAGUAGAUUUGAAGGAAGUAGAGAAGCCCAUGCCGGCAUUGAAAAAAGUGGAAAAGAAACAAGAAAGUUUCCUGAAGCCACUGGUAGAUCAGUAUGCCAAGGAAGGCAAAGAUAAGAAGGUCGUCUUCGAAGCGAACUUUUCGAAACCGAACUGCAAGCCGAAAUGGUUCUUCCGAAAAGACGAAUUAUUCCCAUCGGCGAAAUACAAAUUUAAAAACGAGGAGGAUUGCUAUCAGCUCGUUAUUUCUGGACCCAAAGUCGAAGACACUGGAAAAUAUACGAUCGAAAUUGCUGGCGUAUCCAGUACAGCUUUUCUCAAUGUAGAUGAACCUGAUCCAACGUUUACCUUCCUAAAGCCGUUAUCGAAAAAGACUAGCGGCUUUACAAAGCACGAAACUUACAUGGAAUGUACAGUUAGUUCUAAUAUGGCACAAGUUUCCUGGUAUAAAGGCAAAACGAAACUUGAGGAUGGAGAUCAGUAUAGUAUUUCCAAAGAUAUGUCCGGCGUGUGCCGGCUGGCGAUCAGGAGCGCAACUCUCGAAGAUAGUGGCGAAUACGCUUGCAAAAUAAACAAGCAGACGGACAAGACCGAAACCAUACUCACUAUAGUCGAAUAUCCUUACAAGUUCGUCAAAGUGCUGAAACACCAGCAGUUGAUAGAAAAGGAAACCUUGACAUUACUUUGCGAACUGGAUGAUGCCGCGGGUGAAGUCCAAUGGUUCAAGGGUGACCAAGCAAUCACGCCUGACAAAAGAGUACAAAUUAAGGAAGAAGGCAGGAAACGAAAACUCAUUAUUAAAGAUUGUAAAGUCACCGAUGCCGGACUUUACUCUUGCGUGAGUAACGCAGACAAGACCGAAGCUGAAAUUGUGAUAAACUAUGCCAAUCGCUUCAAUAAGAAGUUGAAGGAUACUGUCGCGGUUGAAAGAGAGAAGUUGGUGCUGGACGUCGAACUUCAAGAUCAGACCGCGCCAGCUGUAUUCUACUUUAACGGCGAGAAGAUCGAACCUAAUGAGAGAGUGGAGAUCAAGAAUUUGGGCGGCGGUAAGCAUCAGUUGGUCUUCAAUAAGUUGGAAAUGGCAGACGAUGGCGAAAUCAUGUGCGAGAGUGGUCAGUUAACGAGCAGUUGUAAACUCACUGUGAAGAAGGGCGAAAGCAAGCCGAUUGUUGACUUCCCUGACAAAGUCGAAGGACCCUGCAGCGCUCCAUUGGUCUUUGUCGUGCCUUUCAAAAUUGAUGGCACCAAGCAGAGUCAAGUGGAAGCAAAACUGAUGAAAGACGGCAAACCUCUACCUCUCAAGGACGUUGAAAUUGUCGUUGGUGAGGAUAAAAUCACAUAUAAAAUCAAGAAACCUCAACGCGAAUCGUCUGGUAUCUACCAGAUUAAAAUUGGCAAUAACCAGGGUGAAGAAGUAAAGGAUGUCAAUAUUGUUAUGCAAGACGUUCCAUCUCCACCGUACGAUGUUGAAGUUAACGAGAUUUUCCAAAAUUCCUGCGUCGUAUCCUUCAAACCGUCGAAGGAUGAUGGCGGCGCACCCAUCACGAAAUAUGUUAUUGAACGCCUCGAUCUUAGCUUAAAGUCUCAAUGGGAUAGCGUGGGUGAAGUCAUAUCUGGCGAAAAAUGUGUCUACAAAGUCGAAGAUCUAAUUGCGAAGAGGGAAUACAAGUUCCGCAUACGAGCAGUGAAUAAACUCGGUUCCAGCGAACCGGCAAUGUUCGGCAAACCAGUCUUAGCCAAGGAUCCAUGGGAUGAACCAGGCAAACCCACAAAUGUCGACGUAACUGAUUGGGACAAGGAUCACGCUGAUCUGACAUGGACAAAGCCUGACAAUGAUGGCGGUGCCCCGAUUACUGGCUAUAUAAUUGAGUACAAGGAGAAGUUUGGCAAGGAAUGGGUAGCGGGCAAAGAGAUUGAAGGCGAUGUGACUCAAGCGACUAUUGACGGUCUCAAAGAAGGCACGCAGUACGAGUUUAGGAUACGAGCAGUAAACAAAGCAGGUCCUGGUGAACCGUCUGAUGCCACUAAACCAAUUAUCGCCAAGUCCCGAUUUGUUAAGCCAUAUAUUGUCGGCGAUGGUCUUACAAACUUAGUCGUCAAAAAGGGUCAAGUCAUCAAGUACGAUAUCAAGUACGCUGGCGAGCCAGAACCAGAGGUGCACUGGUUCCUGGGCCAGAAGGAGAUAAUUCAGGAUACGGCCGAAAGAAUCACGAUCGACAAAUACGAAAGAAAUACCGUACUGACAGUUAGGAAGACCACUAGACCUGAUUCCGGAAAAUAUAAAUUGGUAUUGACGAACAGUUCUGGCACCUGCGAAAGCGUUGCCGACGUUGUUGUUCUUGACAAGCCGUCGAUUCCGCAAGGACCUCUCAAAGUGGAGGAAGUCCGCUCUGAUCACGUUAAAGUUAAAUGGGAUACGCCGGAGGAUAACGGCGGUACCGAUAUCACAGGCUAUGUAUUGGAAAAGAUGGAUCUGGAUACUGGACGAUGGAUUCCAGCCGGAGAAACUGGCCCCAACGAGAAGAUUUUCACGUUCUCUGGUCUAACGCCCAAGAAGAAAUAUAAGUUCCGUGUCAAAGCGGUCAAUAAGGAAGGCGAAUCCGAACCUUUAGAAGUCGAGGAAGCUAUCCUCGCGAAAAAUCCUUACGAUGAGCCCGGCAAACCUGGCAAGCCGCAAAUCUUUGAUUAUGAUAACGUCAGUGUAUCUUUGAAAUGGGAGAAACCACAGAGCGACGGUGGCAGAGCGAUCACUCACUAUACUGUCGAGAUAAAGGACAAAUUCGCCGUCGACUGGGUUGAGGUAAUGAAGACUACCGACUCAACACCUGAGGCUAAAGUUGAAGGCCUUAAAGAAAAGAUGGUGUAUCAAUUUCGCGUUCGCGCUCACAAUAAGGCCGGCUCUAGCGAGCCAAGCGAACCUACAGACAAUCAUCUGUGCAAACACCGGAAUUUGAGACCGAGAAUCGACCGAACCAAUUUCAAAUCAGUCAUUAUCAAAGCUGGUCGCACCCAUAAAUGGUCUGUGGAUGUAUCUGGUGAACCUCCACCGGAGACCAGAUGGAUCUGGAGAGAUAACAUCCCAUUAACUACCACUGAACGCAUUAAGAUCGAGAAUGUCGAGUAUCACACGGACUUUACGAUCGUGAAUGCAAUGCGCAAAGAUACCGGAAAGUACACGCUUGUUGCUGAAAAUGCUAAUGGCAAAGACGAAGAAACCGUCGAGCUUACCGUACUCGGAAAACCGGAUGCUCCUAAAGGACCUCUGGAAGUCAGCGAUGUUACCAAUACCUCGGCAAAGGUGAAAUGGGAGAAACCAGAGGAUGAUGGUGGUGUGCCAAUCAAAGAGUACGAAAUCGAGAAGAUGGACACAAAGACUGGUAAAUGGGUCAGAGUCGGCAAAGUGCCUGGAAAUUCGCCGAAUACUGAAUUUGAAGUCACUGGAUUGAAUCCUGGAAGCGAAUACAAGUUCCGCGUAACAGCUGUCAAUGACGAGGGUGAUUCGGAGCCUCUAGAGAGUGAACGUGGCGUUAUUGCCAAGAAUCCUUAUGAUGAACCUUUGAAGCCUGGAACGCCUGAAGUCACUGAUUAUGAUAACGAAUCUGUAAGUUUGAAAUGGGCUCCACCAGAAUUCGAUGGAGGAGCGCCUAUCGAAAAGUAUAUUAUCGAGAAAAAAGAUCGGUACAAGCCCGAUUGGGAAAAAGCUAUCGAAGUACCUGGAAAUCAACUUGAAGGCAAAGUACCUGAUUUAAAGGAAAGGGGCGAGUAUCAAUUCCGAGUUAUUGCUGUAAACAAAGCUGGACCCUCGCCUCCAUCCGACGCGUCAAAGAUGCAGAUCUGCAAACACAAAGCUCUGAAGCCGAGAAUCGACAGAACGAACUUGAAACCGAUUGUCGUACGAGCCGGUAAAACUGUUAAGUACGACGUGGAUGUACGUGGCGAACCACCGCCGGAAAUCAAAUGGUAUCACGUCGGCAAUGAAGUAAAAUCCGGUGAGAACAUUGAAAUCGUCAAUGUUGAUUACAAUACGAAGCUCACUAUUACCGACAGUCUGCGCAAAAAUACUGGCGUAUGGAAGAUCAAGGCUGUCAAUCCUCAUGGUGAAGAUGAGGCGGAAGUUGAAGUGACGAUAUUAUCGGCUCCCGGAAAGCCAAAAGGACCGCUUAAAGUGGCGGAUGUCACGAAGAACAGUUGCAAACUCAAAUGGGGCAAACCGGAAGACGAUGGUGGCAAACCGGUCACUGGAUACCAAGUGGAGAAAUUGGAUAAAUCAACAGGCAGAUGGAUACCAGUUGGUCGUACCGCGGAUACCGAGAUGGACGUAAAGGGUCUUCAGGAAGGACACGAGUAUGAGUUUAGAGUAAAGGCUCUAAAUGAAGAAGGAGAAUCGGAACCACUUACGUCAGACGGCUCUACACUUGCAAAGAAUCCUUAUGAUGUUACAAGUAAGCCUGGAACACCGGAACUCGAAGAUUGGGACGUCGAUCGCGUUGAUCUCAAAUGGGAACCUCCAAAAGAUACUGGCGGUGCGCCAAUCACCGGUUACAUUAUUGAAAAAAAGGAGAAACCUUCUUCGCAAUGGGAGGAAGCUCUUGUCACCGAUUCGCCACAACCAAAAGGUCGUGUUACCGGUUUGAAAAAAGGUUCCACUUAUCAGUUCCGUGUUCGUGCUGUUAAUAAGGCUGGACCAUCGGAACCUAGCGACCCGACCAAGCCGCACAUUGCAAAAGCAAGAUUCCUGAAACCGCACAUCAAUCGUGAUAAGCUGCAGACUAUCAAAGUAAGAGCAGGUCAACUAGUGAAGUUGGAAGUUGACGUCGAAGGUGAACCUCCUCCAACAGUUACAUGGAGUUUCGCUGGUGCACCACUUCAAACUGGAGCCAAUGUUAAAAUUGAUAACGAAGACUACCUCACUAAGAUUCAGUUAACCAACACCAGUCGAAAGUUAACUGGAAAAUAUACUAUCAAGGCUGUGAAUGAUUCCGGACAAGAUGAGGCUGAUGUAGAAAUUAAUAUUCUUGACAAGCCUGGAAAGCCGGAAGGACCACUAGAAGUGACCGACGUGCACAAGGAGGGCUGCAAAUUGAAGUGGAGUAAGCCGAAAGACGAUGGUGGACUUCCCCUGUCCAGUUACAUAGUAGAAAAAAUGGAUGUGACGACAGGUCGUUGGGUACCAGCCGGUAUCGUGGACCCUGAUAAAACUGAACACGCAGUUACCGGUUUGGAACCUGGCCAUAAAUACGAAUUCCGUGUGAAGGCUGUGAACGAAGAGGGAGAAUCAGAACCUCUGCAAACCGACGUUGCCAUCGUAGCUAAAAAUCCAUAUGAUGCUCCAGCGGCGCCUGGACUUCCAGAGAUUGUCGAUUGGUCGGAGAAUAUGGUAAAGCUUAAGUGGGAACCACCAAUAAGAGACGGCGGUGCACCAAUUACUGGAUAUAUCAUCGAAAUGAAGGAUAAAUUCGGUACUAAUUUCGUGAAGGCUGCUGAAGUGCAAGGGCCCGUAUGUACUGGCACAGUUCCACGUUUAGAAGAAGGCAAUCAGUAUCAAUUCAGAGUACGCGCCAUUAAUAAAGCUGGACCUGGUGAACCUAGCGAGGCUACCAAUCCGCACACCGCUAAAGCUCGUUGGUUGAAACCGUUUAUUGAUCGUACGAAUCUGCAACCCAUAACGGUAAAAGUUGGCCUUACCGUAAGUCUGGAUAUAAACAUUAUUGGCGAGCCGCCGCCAAAAGUUACUUGGACCUUCAAAGAUAAGGAGCUCGUAUCAGAUGACACGAUACGAAUCGACAAUGUUGAUUACAACACGAAAUUCUUUAUACUAAAAACUAAACGCGCACAUACCGGCAAAUACGUGAUCAAUGCGAAGAACGAAGUCGGCGAGGAUACUGCUGAAGUAGAAAUCACUGUUCUUGGCAAACCCAGCAAGCCAAAAGGUCCCUUGGAAGUGAGUGAUGUUAACAAACAUGGCUGUAAACUCAAAUGGGACAAACCCGAAGAUGAUGGUGGUUCACCGGUCGAAUACUAUGAGAUCGAGAAGCUGGAUCCUCUUACUGGACAAUGGGUACCUUGUGGUCGUAGUACCGAACCUGAAGCAACCAUUACAGGAUUGCAGGAAGGUAAACCAUAUAAAUUCCGCGUGAAAGCUGUCAAUAGAGAAGGAGAAUCCGAUGAUUUGGAAGCUGACAAGUCCAUCAUAGCAAAAAAUCCAUUCGAUGAACCGGGUAAACCUGGUCGACCAGAACUCAAGAACUGGGACAAAGACUUUGUCGAUCUCGAAUGGACUCCUCCCAAGGAUGACGGUGGUGCGCCGAUCGAGAAGUACGUUGUGCAGAUGCGAGAUAAAGAAGGCAGACAAUGGGUAGAUGUUGCUAAGGUUCCGGGAGACCGAACGGCCGCUAAAGUGACUGACGGUAUCCAGGAGGGUCAUGAAUACGAAUUUAGGAUCGUGGCGGUCAAUAAAGCUGGACCUGGCGAGCCCAGCGAUACUUCAAAAAGCGUCGUGGCUAAACCUCGAUUCUUGGCACCGCAUAUUGAUCGUAAAAAUCUCCACAAGAAAGUCAUGCGAAUUGGCCAGAUGCUGCGACUUGAGGCUGACAUCAAGGGUGAGCCGCCACCAGUUGUUACGUGGAAACUCAAGGAUAAGGUGCUGAAGAGCAUGGAUCGACUCAAGAUUGAGAACGAGGAUUAUCAUACUAUGUUCAUCCUCAAUAAGCUUCAGCGUUCGGAUACCGGCACGUACACCGUUAUUGCCAAGAAUGACAGUGGCACUGAUCAGGUCGACGUCGAGCUUCAGGUUCUAAGUAAGCCUGGCAAACCGAAAGGACCGCUUGAAGUGUCUGAUGUGACGGCCGAGGGUUGUAAGCUGAAAUGGGACAAACCCGAUGAAGACGGUGGCGAACCGGUUGAUCAUUAUGUCAUCGAAAGGAUGGAUGUGGACACUGGACGUUGGGUACCAUGCGGUACCAGCAAAAUUCCAGAAGCAGACGUGUCUGGAUUAAACGAGGGCAAGGAUUAUCAAUUCCGUGUCAAAGCUGUCAACUCCGAGGGCGAAUCCGAACCUCUAGAAACGUCCAUACCGACAACCGCCAAAAAUCCUUAUUCUGAACCCGAUGCGCCCGGCAAACCCGAAUUGAAGGACUGGUCGAAGAAUCAUGUUGACUUGAAAUGGAAAGCCCCGAAGAAGGAUGGCGGUGCACCAAUUGAAAAAUAUAUUAUUGAAAAGAAAGAUCAGUAUGGCAAAUGGCAGAAAGCCGCGGAAGUUCCGGGUAACAAAACCGAAGCCAAAGUGCCAGAUCUUGUGGAGGGUCAAAAAUAUCAAUUCCGAGUUAAGGCCGUGAACAAAGGUGGCCAGAGCAAGCCCAGCGAGCCCAGCGAAACCCUGAUCGCUAAGGAUCGCUACGCCGCGCCCAAGAUCGAUCGCACAAACCUGAAGGAUAUCACAAUCAAGGCCGGUAAUGUCAUUCGGCUGGACGUCAAAGUUACGGGUGAACCACCGCCAAGUAAGACUUGGUUCCUGAACAAGGCUAAGCAGGAAUCCGGCAAUGUUUUGACAAUCGAAACGGAGGAUUACAAGACCAAGUUCGUGGUCUCAUCGGCGACCAGGGCGCAUUGUGGCACGUUGACUUUGAAGGCGGAGAAUAGUUCUGGCAAAGAUGAGGCGUCCAUCGAGAUCCUGGUACUGGACAAACCUAGCAAACCUGAAGGACCGCUCAAGGUUUCCGACGUACAUAAAGAGGGCUGUACUCUCAAGUGGAAUCCACCAGCAGAUGAUGGUGGUGCACCUUUGGAUCACUAUGUGGUCGAGAAGAUGGAUACAGAAACCGGUAGAUGGAUACCUGUCGCACGCACUAAAGAACCCAUGAUGGAGGUAGAGAAUUUGGUGCCCGGACAAGAAUACAAGUUCCGAGUUGCGGCUGUAAACGCGGAAGGCGAAUCCGAACCAUUGGAGACCGAGCAUGGAAUCGUUGCCAAGAAUCCAUUUGAUGAGCCUGGUGCACCAGGACGUCCGGAGGCGACCGAUUGGGACAAGGAUCACGUAGAUCUGCGAUGGACUCCACCGUUAAAAGACGGCGGAUCUCCAAUCACCGGAUACGUGAUCGAGAAGCGGGAGAAGGGCGCACCCAAGUGGAUCAAGGCGUGCGAGACUGGGCCGGAUUGCAAGGGCCGCGUCGACAAUCUCGACGAGGGUGUCGAAUAUGAAUUCAGGGUCAAGGCCAUUAAUGCUGCCGGUCUCGGUGAACCGUCCGACGCUAGCAAACCGAUUACCGCCAAGAGUCGAAGACUCCCGCCGAAGAUUGACAGACGUAAUCUGCGCGAUAUAACUGUACGCGAGAACGAAGCGUUCCACUUUGACGUUAAAAUUAUCGGAGAACCACCGCCAGACGUCACAUGGGUAAUCAACAAUAAGAGCAUCCAGCAAACCACACAUCGCAGAAUACAGAAUGUGCCUUACAAUAGUAAAUUCUUCAACGACAAACCCGAACGUAAGGAUAGUGGCACUUAUAAGAUCACAGCAGUCAAUCAGCAUGGAUCCGAUACCGCCGAAGUCGAAGUCACCGUUGUCUCCAAGCCUGGCAAACCAGAAGGACCAUUAGAAGUAUCCGACGUGCAUAAAGAAGGAUGUACGCUUAAAUGGAAGAAACCUAAGGAUGACGGUGGAGAACCAAUUGAGGGCUAUCUCGUAGAGAAGUUCGAUCCAGAGACUGGUGUCUGGUUACCAGUUGGUAAAACUACUGGGCCCGAGAUGAAGGUUGAAGGGCUUACACCAGGACAUGAGUACAAGUUCCGAGUCAAAGCACUAAAUAAAGAAGGAGAGUCCGAACCAUUGGAAACCUUUAGCUCGAUCGUAGCGAAAGAUCCGUUCACUGUACCAACUGCACCUGGAGCACCGGAACCGGUCGAUUGGACAGCUAAUCAGGUUGAACUUGCCUGGAAAGAACCUGUCAGCGAUGGUGGAUCGCCUAUCACGGGCUACAUCAUUGAGAAGAAAGAUAAAUACAGCACUAUGUGGGAGAAAGCUUUGGAGACCGGGACACCGGUCACCAAAGCUUUGGUACAUGGUCUAAUAGAAGGCAAUGAUUAUCAAUUCCGCGUGAUAGCCGUAAACAAGGCUGGUCAGUCAGAGCCCGGUGAAGCAAGCAAGACGUUUACCGCUAAGCCGCGUUUCUUGGCCCCGAAGAUUGACAGGCGCAAUUUGAGGGACGUUACCCUGUCCGCUGGCUCAAUGCUGAAAUUCGAUGCCAACGUGAUCGGCGAGCCACCGCCACAUAUCGAGUGGCGUUAUGGCGCAAUACCGCUUCAUUCCGAUCGCAAGGUGCAGAUCGACAACACCGACUACAAUACCAAGUUUAGCAUACGUCCGGUAUCGCGGGACGACAGUGGUGAUUACACUGUCACCGCCAGCAAUUCAUCAGGCAAAGACUCGGUGACGGUGCAGGUGACGGUGACGGACAAGCCGACGCCGCCUGAGGGACCGCUUCAAGUGUCAGAUGUACACAAGGAAGGAUGCAAGUUGAAGUGGAAGAGACCUAAAGACGACGGCGGCACGCCCAUCGAGUACUAUCAAGUGGACAAAAUGGAUCCGGAGACUGGAUGUUGGGUACCCUGCGGACGUUCUACCGAACCGACUCUCGAGGUGACAGGUCUAACACCUGGCAAGGAGUAUCUCUUUCGGGUGGCUGCUGUCAAUGCCGAGGGCGAAUCGAAACCUUUGGAAGCGGAGCAGACGAUAGUUGCCAAAAAUCCAUUUGACGAACCAGGCAAACCGGGUGAUCUUCGAGCCACUGACUGGGAUAAGGAUCACGUCGACUUGAAAUGGACUCCGCCGGAGAAUGAUGGCGGUUCACCAAUUACUGGUUACGUAAUUGAAAAGAAAGACAAAUACGGCGAAUGGGAGAAGGCACUGGAGGUGCCUGCAGAUGAAACAUCCGCUACAGUACCGGAUCUUAUUGAAGGUCAACCAUACGAAUUCCGCGUGCGUGCCGUGAACAAAGCUGGACCUGGUGAACCGUCGGACGCCACGCCGACUAUCAUCGCCAAACCACGCAAUCUAGCGCCCAGGAUUGAUCGUACCAACCUAAUUGAAGUAAAGAUCAAGGCCGGUCAAAACUUUAACUUUGAUUGUAAAGUAACGGGUGAGCCACCGCCAACUACCAAAUGGAUGUUGAACGGUAAGGAGGUCCGACCGAGUGAGCGUGUUAAAGUAAAGCACGUGGAUUACAACACUAGUUUGAACGUGCGAAUGGCUACGCGUGCGGAAUCCGGCAAAUACACUGUCACUGCCGAGAAUAUUAACGGCCGAGAUGAGGCGUUCGUCAAAGUAACUGUGCUGGAUAAGCCGAGUCCACCUCAAGGUCCACUCCGCGCAUCUGACGUGCACGCCGAGGGUUGCAAACUCACGUGGAAACCGCCUGAGGAUGAUGGUGGGCAGCCAGUUGAGAAAUAUGUUGUGGAAAAAAUGGACGAGGCCACAGGUCGUUGGGUGCCGGCCGGAGAGACUGAUGGACCGGAAACGAACUUGCAAGUGGAAGGCUUGACGCCAGGGCACAAGUACAAGUUCAGAGUGCGAGCGGUUAACAAGCAGGGUAAAUCUGAGCCUCUCACCGCCAUGCAGGGCAUCGAGGCGAAGAAUCCCUUCGAUGAACCAGGAAAACCAGGUACGCCCGAGGUGAUUGAUUAUGAUAGGGACUUCGUUGAACUUCAAUGGAGUCGUCCUGAAGAAGAUGGUGGAUCACCAAUCACCGGUUACAUCAUAGAGAAACGCGACAAAUACAGUCCGACCUGGGAGAAAUGCGCAGAAAUUGAUGGCGACACAAAUCGUGGAAGAGUCGACGACCUAGUCGAGGGAACUCCAUAUGAAUUCCGCGUGAGAGCCGUCAACAAGGCUGGUCCUGGCGAAGCUUCGGAGGCGUCCAAGUCCCAUAUAGCGCGACCGAAGAAUCUCCCACCGAAGAUCGACAGGAAGUACAUGCUGGACGUGAAAGUGCGCGCUGGCAGUUUCUUCGACUUCGAUGUGCCGGUAACUGGCGAGCCACCACCAAGCAAGGAGUGGUCGCUAAAGGAUAACGUAGUGAUGGCAAGUGAUCGUAUCAAGAUCAUUAAUGAGGAUUACAACACUAAAGUGCGCGUGAUGGAGGCAAAACGUUCCGAUUCCGGCGUCUAUACGCUUGUGGCCAAGAAUGUGAACGGCAAGGAUUCUGCUACAUUAACGGUAAACGUGCUGGAUGUACCCUUGCCACCAGAAGGUCCAUUGAAGAUCGACAACGUCACUAAAAACGGCUGCAAUCUGAAGUGGCGGCCGCCCAAGGAUGACGGCGGUUCUGAGAUCCAAUACUAUCAAGUUGAGAAAAUGGACAUGGAAAAUAUGCGCUGGGUGCCUGUGGCUGAGGCUAACACCACCUCAGCACAGGUGGGCCACCUGAUUGAAGGACACGACUAUCAGUUCCGUGUUCGAGCGGUCAAUAAGCAAGGCGAAUCUCAGCCAUUGACGGGAAUGGACACUAUCACUGCCAAGGAUCCGUUUGCCAAGCCAGACAAACCUGGUACGCCGGUCGCCACCGAUUGGGAUAAAGAUCAUGUGGAUCUGGAAUGGACACCACCUAAGAAAGACGGCGGAUCGCCUAUAACCGGCUACAUUAUCGAAAAACGACCUCGUUUCGGACAAUGGGAAAAAGCCGCCGAGAUACCCGGAAACCAGACCAGCGGUAGAGUACCUGAUCUGACCGAGGGUCAAGAAUACGAGUUCAGAGUCAUCGCUGUGAACAAGGGCGGACCUGGUGAACCGUCCGAAGCAUCGGCACCAAUCGUUGCUAAGCCUCGUUUCAUUGCUCCUUCGUUCGACACACAUUUGCUGCACGAUUUGGUGGUUCGUGCCGGUCAGAAGAUCAGUUACAACAUUCCUAUUGUGGCGUCACCUAAACCGAAGGCAACGUGGAAUCGCGAUGGUGUACAGAUUGUGUCCGAUGCUCGUCAUGAGAUGUACACCACUAACACUGAAACUUCCUUCGAGAUUCCAUUCUCUGUCCGUGGUGAUACUGGACGUUACACUCUAACUUUGGAGAACGAACAUGGUAGUUUCAGUGCCAGCGCGAGAGUCACUGUCCUCGAUAGACCGGCACCGCCAGAGAAGCCUUUGGAUGUCAGCAAUGUCACUAAAGAGGGUUGCCACUUGACAUGGGGACACCCUCUUGAUGAUGGCGGAAGCCCUAUUUUGCACUAUGUUAUCGAGAAGAUGGACUUGUCUCGUGGAACUUGGUCUGACGCCGGUAUGAGCAUGGUGUUGAGCCACGAGGUCAACCGUCUGAUUCAUCGCAAAGAAUAUCUAUUCCGUGUUAAAGCUGUUAAUAACAUCGGAGAAUCCGAUCCGCUCGAGACUACGAAAAGCAUCAUCGCGAAGAAUGAAUUUGAUGAACCGGACGCGCCUGGUAAACCGCAAAUCAUGGACUGGGACAAAGACCAUGUAGAUUUACAAUGGCCGGUGCCAAAGAAUGACGGUGGAUCACCGAUCACAGGCUAUAUUGUUCAGAAGAAGGAGAAGGGCAGCCCUUACUGGGUGAAUGCAAUACACGUGCCGGCUGGCCAAAACAGCACGACUGUUCCGGAUCUGACAGAAGGUCAGGAUUAUGAAUUCCGUGUGAUCGCUGUCAACGCCGCCGGUCAAUCUGAACCGUCGGAACCUAGCGAUCUCGUCACUGCCAAACCUCGUUUUCUGGCUCCGAAAAUUAAGACGCCCUUACAGGACGUUCGUAUCAAGGCUGGACUUAUUUUUCACGUGGAUAUCGACUUCAUCGGCGAACCGACGCCGGACGCAACUUGGAGUGUAGGAAGCAACGAAUUGACUUCCAAUGACAGAACGACGAUCACAUCGAUUGGCUAUCAUACAAUUGUGCAUAUCGUCAACGCUAAAAGAACCGACUCGGGAUUAUACCAUUUGUUACUAAAGAAUAGCAGCGGCAUAGAUGAAGGUAGCUUCCAAGUGACUGUCUUGGAUAAACCUGGACCACCGGAAGGUCCUUUGCAAUAUGAGGAAAUCACUAAUCAAUCCGUCACGCUCUCGUGGAAGCCACCCAAGGAUAAUGGAGGCAGCGAACUUACUGGAUAUGUUAUUGAAAAGCGCGAUCUCACGCAUGGUGGUGGUUGGGUGCCAGCAGUUACACAUGUUAAUCCUAAGUAUAAUCAUGCCACUGUGCCAAGAUUGCUGGAAGGAACUACCUACGAAUUUCGCGUGUCUGCAGAAAAUCUUCAGGGUCGCUCUGAACCAUUGACCACCGAUCGAUCUGUUGUUGCCAAAAAUCAAUUUGUUGUUCCUGGACAACCCGGCAAGCCAGAAUGCGUGGACGCCGAUAAAGAUCACAUCAAGAUCAAAUGGACUCCGCCUAUUAGCAACGGCGGCUCCAAGAUCAUUGGUUACGAUGUGGAGCGUCGUGAUCGUGCUACAGGUCGUUGGAUAAAGCAGAACAAAGAACCUGUCAGAUAUCCUGAAUAUUACGAUGAUCAUGUGACCGAGGGUCAUCAAUAUGAAUAUCGCGUAUCGGCUAUAAACGCCGCAGGUGCCGGAAAACCGAGCGAGACUUCAUCCGUGUUCACGGCUAAACCUAUGAAGGAGAAACCAAAACUUCAUCUGGAUGCUCUAAUUGGACGUAAGAUCAAAGUUCGCGCUGGAGAACCAAUCAAUGUCAACAUACCGUUGUCUGGCGCGCCCACGCCAAAGAUCGAAUGGACCAAGGAUGGAAGAUCGCUCAUAGAAACUCUUCGCUUAUCUACUGAGACCAAGAGCGAUCGAACACAACUUCUAAUUGAAAAAUCCGUGCGAGAUGACGGUGGCAUGUAUACUGUGACGGCGACGAAUGAGCAUGGAAAAGAUUCGGCUGACAUCGAAGUGAUAGUCGUGGAUAAACCUGGACCACCUCAGGGUCCUUUGCAAUACACUGGUACGACGCAGGAAUCCGUCGGCCUGUCCUGGAAUCCACCGGCGGACAAUGGCGGAUCUGAUAUCACGAACUACAUUGUCGAGGUUUCUGAUUAUGAUUCUGACAAUUGGCGACAAGUGCCAGGAUAUGUUCCUCGGACGAACUUCACGGCGAAGGGCUUGACUGAAGGCAAAAAGUAUGUCUUUAGAGUUCGUGCCGAGAACAUGUAUGGUGUGUCAGAGCCCUUGGAGGGCAAACCCGUGAUUGCCAAGAGUCCGUAUGAUCCACCGGAUGCACCAAAUCAACCUGAAAUUCUUGGUUACACUCCUAAUAGCUGCAGUCUCGCAUGGAACCCACCUAUCAAUACCGGAGGAAAGCCUAUAACUGGUUAUUAUGUGGAAAAGCGUGAGCGCGGCGGCGAAUGGUUGAAGGUCAACAAUUACCCGACACCGAACACGACAUUUACCGUGCAGGAUCUUCACGAAGGUUCGCGAUAUGAGUUUAGAGUGAGUGCUGUUAAUGAGGCUGGACCUGGAAAACCCAGCAAACCCACUGAACCAAUCAUAGCCGGACAUCAACGCUUACGUCCUGAUGCACCUGAACCACCCAAGGCAGACAGGAUCACCAAGGAUUCAGUGACCCUGAGCUGGCGAUCACCGCGAAGCGACGGUGGUUCAAAGAUUCGAGGAUACAUCCUCCAAAAGAAGGCCAAGGGUGAUGACGAUUGGUCAGAUGUAAACGGUGCGCCCAUACCGAGCAACGUAUAUACUGUGCCAAAUUUGAAAGAGGGCGAGGAGUAUCUCUUCAGAGUGUUUGCAGUGAAUGAUGUCGGCAGCAGCGACCCGAGCCGACCCAGUAAUCCAAUUGUCAUCGAAGAACAACCUAACAAACCAGUUAUGGACCUUGGUGGAGUCCGUGACAUUACCGUUCGCGCCGGCGAGGACUUUUCUAUUCACGUGCCUUACAUUGGCUUCCCCAAACCGACCGCCACGUGGUUUGCCAAUGACGUCGUUAAGGAUGAAACCGAUCCACGUGUGCAUCAACAGCUGGCUGAUGAUUUCGCCAGUUUGGUAGUGAAGAAUGCAAAACGUUCAGAUGGAGGGCAGUAUAGACUCCAGUUACGCAACUCAUCUGGAUUUGAUACAGCAACCGUUAACGUCAAGGUCCUCGAUCGUCCUAGUCCACCCGAAAAUCUUCGCGCGGAUGAAUUCGGUGGCGACGCUCUUACUCUCUUCUGGAAUCCGCCCAAGGACAAUGGCGGUGCUGACGUCACUAAUUACGUGAUCGAAAAGAAGGAACCAAAGGCCGCCACAUGGUCUAAGGUAAGCAGCUAUGUUACGACACCGUUUGUGCGAGUCAGAAAUUUGACGGUCGGUCAAGUUUACGAGUUCCGGGUGAUGGCGGAGAAUCAAUAUGGUACGUCGGAUCCAGCGACGACAAUCGAUCCCAUUAAGGCGCGACAUCCGUUCGAUCCUCCGGGUGCACCUGGCACACCUCGCGGUGUGGAGACUACCGAGGAUAGCAUCACCAUUACCUGGACCAAACCUCGUCACGACGGUGGUUCACCGAUCCUCGGAUAUGUCAUCGAGAAGCGUCUUCUGAACGAAGAUAAGUGGGUCAAGGCCACACCGGCUCUGGUACAUGACACCACUUACAAGGUUACUGGAUUGAUUGAGAAUCAUGAUUAUGAGUUUCGGGUAGCUGCGGAAAAUGCUGCCGGUCGCGGACCAUGGAGCUCCAACUCCGACGUUAUUCGCGCCAGCGCUGCACCAUUCCCACCAAAGAUCACGAGCGACCUUAGCAUCCGCGAUAUGACUGUGAUUGCCGGAGAACCAUUCACCAUUACGGUGCCAUAUACGGCAAAUCCCAAACCAAGACCGAAUUGGUCUAUUAAUGGCGAAGAGGUUCUCACUGGUGAAAGGAUCAAGUUCGAGACAACCGACGUAGCCUCGCAGUUUAUUAACAAAAAAGCAAAGAGAUCGGAUACCGGCACGUACACGAUAUAUCUCACAAACACUGUCGGCACGGAUUCCGCCUCAUGCAAGGUCCUAGUUGUCGACAAACCGUCGCCACCUUUAGCGCCUUUGGAUAUCUCCGAUAUCACUCCGGAAACCUGUACUUUGACAUGGAAACCACCCUUCGAUGAUGGCGGUUCGCCAAUCACGAAUUACAUAGUCGAGAAAUUGGAUCCGGCCGGCUUCUGGGUGAAGCUUAGCAGCUUUGUGAGAAGCACGCAUUACGAUGUGAUCGGUCUGGAGCCGAAUCGCACGUACAACUUCCGCGUAAGAGCAGAGAAUCAGUACGGAAUAUCCGAUCCGUUGCAAGCUGAUGAACCGAUAACAGCUAAAUUCCCAUUCACGGUGCCAGAUCCACCUGGACAGCCACGAAUCAUCGACUGGGAUACUUCGAAUGCCACGGUGGUCUGGACAAGACCAUUGUCCGAUGGUGGUUCUCGUAUCCAGGGCUAUAAGAUCGAGUUCCGCGACCCUGCUGAGGAUGUGCAAUGGCGCGUGGCAAACGACUACCUUUUCAAGGAUACCACAUACGUGUGCUAUGGUCUGAUGAGCGGUCAUGAGUACGAAUUUAGAAUCCGCGCAAAGAACGCGGCCGGUUUCAGUAAGCCAAGCCCACCGUCCGCGCCGUUUAAACUCAAGAGCAAGUUCAAUGUACCAUCGCCACCUGGCACACCACAAGUCAUCAAGGUCGGCAAGAAUUACGUUGAUUUGCGAUGGGAACCGCCCGUGUCUGACGGCGGUAGCAGGAUCACUGGCUACGUGAUCGAGAAGCGCGAGGUGGGCAGUGCGAUGUGGUCCAAGUGUAACGAGUAUAAUGUCGUCGAUACCGAGUACACGGUCAUGCACUUAAUUGAGCGGGGUGACUACGAAUUCAGGAUCUUUGCGGUGAACGCGGCUGGCAGAUCCGAGCCAAGCUCAUGCACUACCCCAGUGAAAAUCUGCGAGGUCGAGGGUGGCGAGAAACCGGAAUUUAUAAGAAAUCUGCCAAUCAGUCAGAUUAUACCACUUGGCAAGACUCUUGUUCUCGAAUGCGAGGCCACGGGUAAACCACUGCCAACUGCCAGGUGGCUGAAGAACGGUCGUGAGAUCACUUUAGGAGGUCGCUUCCGCGCCGAAGCAAUAAACGGCAUUUAUAGAUUGGUGAUAUCCGAAGUAUGGGACGCAGACGACGGCGAUUAUAGCUGCCAAAUAUCGAAUCCGCUCGGCAUCGCCGUGACCACGUGCAGGCUAAAGAUCGGCACGCCGCCACGCAUCGAGCGCAUGCCGAACGAUCUCUAUCUACCGGAAGGCGACAACACGAAGAUUAAGAUUUACUACAGUGGCGAUCAACCGAUGGAAGUGACUCUGAAGAAAGAUGGUCGCCAAAUCGUGGAGACAACGCACAUCAAAUACACUGUGUUCGACGAGUACCUUAUUAUCUUCAUCAAAGAUAUCCAAAAAGACGAUGCAGGCAUUUAUGAUUUGUCCAUUUCGAACGACAGUGGCAGCGUCAGCGCGUCCUUUAACGUAUACAUUACUGGAUUGCCCGGACCGCCAACUGGACCGCUUGAUGUUUCUGAUAUCGAUAAGCAUACAUGCACCUUGUCCUGGCAUCCACCCAAAUAUGAUGGUGGUCUACGAGUCACCCACUAUGUGGUGGAGCGUCGCGAUGUCAGCCACACGCAUUGGAUCAUCGUGUCAUCCUUCUGUAAAGACUGUACUUUCGUCGUGCAAGGACUUACCGAGGGUCAGGAGUAUCUUUUCCGAGUGAUGGCCGCCAACGACAACGGCAUGGGCCCGCCGUUGGAGGGUACUAACCCGAUCAAGGCCAAGGCACCGUUUGAUCCACCUGGACCACCCGGUACGCCUAAAGUCAUUGAAGUGGGUGGAGACUUUGUCAAUCUUUCAUGGGAGAAACCAGAAACGGACGGCGGUGCCAAAAUCCAGGGUUACUGGAUCGAUAAAAGAGAAGUUGGCAGUCAGGCAUGGCAGCGUGUAAACGUCAGUAUCUGCCUACCAACGCAGAUCAAUAUUAGCAAUUUGAUUGAAGGAAGGCAAUACGAGUUCCGGGUAUUUGCUCAAAAUGUUGCAGGACUUAGUCCUGAAUCGAAAGCUUCGACCUCUGUGAAGAUUGUUGAUCCACAAGCGGCGAAGCCUCCGGAAAUCAUUCAACCUCUUCAGAAGGUGAAUUGCGUCCAGAAUCACAAUGCCCACUUCCAAUGCAAGAUUAUCGGCACACCGAAGCCAAACAUCACUUGGUUCAAGGGCGCCCGCGAGAUUGUAAGCGGUAGUCGCUAUAACAUCUAUUCCGAGGGCGAUACCCACAAUCUCAUCAUCCACGAUGUGUUCGGCGAGGACGCCGAUGAGUAUUUCUGCCGUGCGGCAAAUAAAUGCGGCGUGAAAUCCACGAAGGGUGAACUCUUUAUCAAGACACCGCCGAAGCUAAAUGUGCCGCCACGUUUCCGUGAUACUGCCUUCUUCGACAAAGGUGUGAACGUUGUCAUCAAGAUUCCAUUUACCGGUUAUCCGAAACCAAAGAUUACGUGGGUACGCGAAGGUGAGGUGAUCGAGUCUGGUGGACAUUACGCUGUCGAGGUGAAAGAGCGGCACGCUGUGUUGACGAUACGUGAUGGCAGUCGUAUGGACUCCGGUCCAUAUCGCAUCUCCGCCGAAAAUGAUCUCGGUCAGGAUACAGCCAUCAUCAAGAUUCAGAUCAGCGAUCGUCCAGAUCCGCCUAGAUUCCCGCAAGUGGAUAAUGUCGGUCAUGACUCGCUAGCUGUCAGCUGGAAACCGCCAGUUUGGGACGGCGGCAGUAACAUCACCAACUAUGUGGUGGAGAAGCGUGAGCAUCCGAUGAGCAGCUGGAUCCGUGCUGGCAACACUCGUUUCUGCACGCUUGCUGUAACCGGUCUUAGCCCCGGAAAGCAAUAUGAUUUCCGGGUGUGUGCAGAGAACAUCUACGGUCGUUCGGAUCCGAGUGAAGUGACGCCGUUGAUCACUACGAAGGGCGUGAUCAAACGCGAGUUCAAGAAGAAAGAAUAUGAGGUAGACGCGAGCGGCAAGAAAAUACGUGGCCGCGAAGAUGAGAAGCCGCGCGACUAUGACCAGUUCGUGUUCGACGUGUAUAGUAAAUACGUGCCGCAGCCAGUUGAAAUCAAGCACACAUCAGUUUACGACAAAUAUGACAUUCUGGAGGAGAUCGGUACUGGCGCGUUCGGCGUAGUACACCGCUGCCGCGAGAGGACCACUGGUAAUAUCUUCGCUGCUAAAUUUAUCCCGGUAUCGCAUGUGAUGGAAAAGGAGCUAAUCAGAAAGGAGAUCGACAUCAUGAAUCAACUGCAUCAUCCCAAGCUGAUCAACCUGCACGACGCCUUUGAAGAUGAUGAUGAAAUGGUACUGAUUUUCGAAUUCUUGUCCGGCGGAGAACUAUUCGAAAGAAUUACGGCUGAGGGUUAUACUAUGUCCGAGGCGGAAGUCAUUAAUUAUAUGAGGCAGAUCUGUGAGGGCGUCAAGCAUAUGCACGAGAAGAACAUCAUCCAUCUCGAUAUUAAACCCGAGAACAUCAUGUGCCAAACUCGUAACAGCACGAAUGUGAAACUGAUCGAUUUCGGUCUAGCUACUAAACUCGAUCCGAACGAAGUAGUAAAAAUCAGUACAGGCACGGCUGAAUUUGCCGCCCCCGAGAUCGUUGAACGUGAACCUGUCGGUUUUUACACCGAUAUGUGGGCUUGUGGUGUACUAGCUUAUGUCCUAUUGAGCGGUCUUUCACCAUUCGCCGGUGAUAACGACAUCGAGACCUUGAAAAAUGUGAAGGCAUGCGACUGGGACUUUGACGAGGAGGCAUUCCGCGACGUUUCCGAGGAGGGUAAAGAUUUCAUCAGACGACUACUCGUCAAAAAUAAAGAGAAGCGCAUGACUGCGCACGAGUGUCUCCUUCAUCCAUGGUUGACCGGCGAUCAUAGCAAGUGGACCAAUCCAAUCGCUAACAGUCGUUAUCUUAGCAUCAGAGAUAGAUUGCGUGCCAAGUACGAAAACUGGGACAAGUAUGUCCUUCCCAUUGGUCGCCUAGCCGAGUACUCAUCGCUCAGGAAACUUUUAAUCGAGAAAUACAGAAUUUAUGAUUCUUGUUUCGAUCGUCGACAAGCAGCACCGAGAUUUGUCAUCAAACCGCAAAGCGCGUUCGCCUAUGAAGGACAGAGUGUGAAAUUCACUUGUCGCGUGAUCGCGAUUGCGGCACCAACCUUAUCUUGGUCACAUAACAAUCAAGAGUUACGGCAAUCUGUUAAAUUUAUGAAGCGAUACCACGGUGACGAUUACACCUUUAUUAUCAACAGAGUUAAGUUGGAAGAUAGAGGAGAGUACAUUAUACGCGCGGAAAAUCAUUAUGGUUACCGUGAAGAAGUCGUCUUCCUUAAUGUACAACCACUGCCGAGAGAAAUUCCGAAGUACAGGCCCGAGCUGCAUCCUGUACGUAGACGAGAACCACUUGGGUACAACGUGUGGUUGGAGACGAUCGAGUCGGCGCCGAGCUUCACGUUCCUGUUGCGACCACGUGUCAUACAGAUCAGGCAGACUUGCAAGCUGCUCUGCUGUCUGAGCGGCAAUCCACCGCCCACCGUGAAAUGGUACAAGGACAGAGAAGAAUUAUCCAAGUACAAUUACCCCAUGAGCAACGCCGACGGUGUCGUCACAAUGGAGAUCGUUGACUGCAAGCCGGAGGACAGCGGCAAAUAUCGUUGUGUGGCAACUAAUAAACAUGGCAAAGACGAGACUAGUUGCGUAGUCAUCGUAGAAGGCACUGGAGAAACGGAGGAGCAAGUAAAAUUAGUGCACGACCUCCUACAUUCCGGAGAUCGAAAAUUCAUCGAGCAACCACUGAAACCGGCACCACCGCCGAUCGUAACAGUUCACAAGUAUAGUUCCACAAACAUUCAAAGUCAAUCAAGCUCUUCAUACAAUGGCAAACAUAAUUCCACGAUCUCCUCAUAUAAGGAUAGCUCCAGUGUCAAAAUAAACGAAUCAUCUGAUAAACGAAGCAUAAAGAAAUACGGCUCGAAACUCGACACUACUGGCAGUCCGUCUCGAUCCAGAAGCACCACAAAAGAACUUAUCCUACCCUCAGACGAUUCGAUGAGACAGCCGCAAUUUACUCAAAAGUUAAAGAAUCUCACGAUCAACGAUGGCGAACAUCUGGAACUCACAGCUAAAGUCGACGGCGAUCCGGAGCCGCAAAUUACUUGGAGUAAAGACGGCAAGACGCUGAGUUCGUCAGAGAUUGUCGAUCUCAAAUACAAGAACGGGGUGGCCACUCUCACGAUCAACGAGGUAUUCCCUGAGGACGAAGGCGAAUACGCGUGUCUUGCGACUAAUAGCAUCGGCAGCGACACGACAUCCUGCAAACUGACUGUAAAACCUGUGGAGAACGCCGCCAGAAAGAAACAGAGCGACGAUAAAUCGCCGAAGAUCGUCGAUCACUUAACGAGCAAGUAUGUAAAAGAUGGUGAGGCUGUGACACUUAGCUGCCGAAUAAUCGGUGCGAAGAAGUUUGAUGUGGUGUGGCUGCAUAAUAACAAAGAGAUCAAGCCUAGCAAGGACUUUCAAUAUACUAGUGAGGCUAACAUCUACAAGCUAAUCAUCGCCGAGAUAUUCCCCGAGGACUCCGGUACUUACACGUGCGAAGCUUUCAACGACGCAGGAGAGAGCUACUCGUCGUGCACGUUAAGCGUACUCGCUUUAAACGAAGAGCCGAAAAGCCCAGCGUUCGCGACAUUCCCACAAUCUGCAACAGUGAGUGAAGGCGAGUCGGUUACUUUCACGUGCAAGACUGAUACCGCGCCUUUGAAAGUGACUUGGUUGAAAGAUGGUAAGGCGAUCCCCGAGACGAGCAGCAGAUAUCACUUCAGCUCGGACGGCAGCACGUCCUUCGAAUUCGGCAUUAAAACGUGCACGGCCAGCGAUGUUGGUCAAUAUUUGGCGCGUGCGAUCGGUCAGAAAGGCGAAACGAACUCUGCGUUUGCUCUUAACGUCGUCACUCCCGGCGAGUUGUGAAAUCAAACUUGAUACCGGGUUAUAUGUCGAUUUAGCGCGGUCGAUGACAGAAUGAGAGCUUCUCUGAUAUAUUCUUUGUGGAGAAUUCUGAAUUAUUUCGUGAAUAUUGAAGAGUAC